Messenger RNA from Cebus imitator (Panamanian white-faced capuchin), 675 nucleotides. RefSeq names its product actin, muscle. The record is from RefSeq and is a predicted model, not a curated record. Bases 8 to 568 code for a protein of 186 amino acids. NCBI's taxonomy places the organism in Eukaryota, Metazoa, Chordata, Mammalia, Primates, Cebidae. The transcript has a single exon.
CUACCUCAUGAAGAUCCUCACCGAGUGCAGCUACAGCUUCACCACCGCGGCCAAGCAGGAGAUCGUACGCAACAUCAAGGAUAAGCUGUGCUACGUCGCCCUGGACUUCGAGCAGGAGAUGGCCACAACCACAUCCUCCUCCUCUCUGGAGAAGAGCUAUGAGCUGCCCGACAGCCAGGUCAUCACCAUUGGUAACGAGUGGUUCCGGUGUCCGGAGGCACUGUUCCAGCCUUCCUUUCUCGGCAUGGAAUCUUGUGGCAUCCAUGAGACCACCUUCAACUCCAUCAUGAAGUGUGACGUGGACAUCUGUAAGGACCUGUACACCAACACUGUGCUGUCUGGUGGCAGCACCAUGUACCCAGGCAUCACUGACAGGAUGCAGAAGGAGAUCACUGCCCUGGCACCCAGCAGCAUGAAGAUCAAGAUCAUUGUACCCCCAGAGCAUAAGUACUUCGUGUGGAUUGACGGCUCCAUCCUUGCCUCACUGUCCACCUUCCAGCAGAUGUGGAUUAGCAAGCAGGAGUACAAUGAGUCCGGCCCCUCCAUCGUCCACCGCAAAUGCAUCUAAACGGACUGCGAGCAGAUGCGUAGCAUUUGCUGCAUGGGUUAAUUUGGAAGUAUAAAUUUGCCCCUGGCAAAUGCAUACACCUCAUGCUAGCCUCAUGAAACUGGAAU